UUAGAUGUCGUGCGCAUGAGAGAUGGGUGUUCCUCUUCCUCUCGAUAUUUUGAUCAAAUGACACAUUGGUUUCAUUCAAACAGAGGUUCUAUUAUGAUACGGCACCACUAUUCAACCAACCACAACCUCACAACUUGGUUUAACAAAUACGUAGACAAAACGAAUGUCUCCUCCUGGAACUCCGUCAUCGCCGACUUGGCUCGGGGCGGAGACUCCGUUGAAGCUCUUCGAGCCUUCUCGUCCAUGCGAAAGCUCUCUCUCAGACCGGACCGUUCCUCCUUCCCCUGCGCGAUCAAAUCCUGCUCCGCUUUGUUCGAUCUUCAUUCAGGCAAGCAAGCCCACCAGCAAGCUCUGGUGUUUGGAUUUGAUUCAGACAUCUUUGUGUCGUCGUCUCUCAUUGACAUGUACUCCAAGUGUGGGGAGUUGAGGGACGCAAGAGCUUUGUUCGAUGAAAUUCCUCGCAGAAAUGUGGUGUCUUGGACGUCCAUGAUCACUGGGUAUGUCCAAAACGACGACGCCCACGAGGCCUUAACUCUUUUUAAAAAAUUUUUGAUUGAGGAGAGUGAGAAUGGGAAAUAUGGUGAAGAUUAUAUUGAUUCGGUUGCUAUGAUCCCAGUUCUCUCUGCUUGUUCUCGUUUAUCCGUGAAGGGAAUUACGGAGGGGGUUCAUGGGUUUGUGGUAAAGAGGGGCUUUGAGGGGGAUUUGGGUGUUGGGAAUACUUUGAUGGAUGCGUAUGCCAAGGGCGGCGAGCUGGGAGUGUCUUUGAAGUUGUUUGACGGGAUGGCAGAGAAGGAUACGGUUUCUUGGAAUUCGAUAAUUGGGAUGUUUGCACAAAAUGGGUUGUUCGCAGAAGCUUUGGACGUUUUCAAUAGGAUGUUAAGGAAUGGUGGUGUCAGCCACAAUGCGGUGACAUUAUCGGCUGUGUUGUUGGCCUGUGCGAACUCGGGGGCUCUGCGAAUUGGGACAUGCAUACAUGACCAGGUUAUAAAAAGGGGAUUGGAGGAGAAUGUAUUUGUGGGUACCUCGGUUGUUGACAUGUAUAGCAAAUGUGGGAGAGUUGAAAUGGCGAGAAAUGCAUUUGAUUGCAUGAAGGAGAAGAAUGUAAAGUCAUGGACUGCCAUGAUUGCUGGUUAUGGAAUGCAUGGCCGAGCCAUAGAAGCUCUGGAAGUCUUCUAUAAGAUGACUACGGCUGGGGUCAAACCAAAUUAUGUCACUUUUAUCUCAGUUCUAGCUGCUUGCAGCCAUGCUAGUCUUUUAGGAGAAGGUUGGCAUUGGUUUAACUCCAUGAACCAUGAAUUUGGCAUAGAACCUGGGGUAGAGCACUAUGCAUGUAUGGUUGAUCUUCUAGGGCAUGCCGGCCAUCUCAACAUGGCUCAUGAUUUGAUCAAGGGAAUGAAGGUGAGACCUGACUCUGUGGUCUGGAGUUCCCUUCUUGGGGCUUGUAGAAUUCACAAAAACGUUGAGCUGGGUGAGGUCUCUGCUAGAAAAUUGUUUGAAUUAGAUCCAAUUAAUUAUGGUUAUCAUGUCUUGCUAAACAUAUAUGCUGAUGCUGGAAGGUGGGAAGACGUUGAGAGGAUGAAAAUACUUAUGAAGAAUGGUCAACUGGUCAAAUCACCUGGAUUCAGUUUGGUUGAGCUAAAAGGGAGAGUUCACGUAUUUUUGGUUGGAGAUAGAGAGCACCCACAACACGAGAAGAUUUAUGAGUACUUGGAAAAACUAACCAUGAAGAUGCAAGACUUUGGCUAUAUGCCUAAUAUCACAUCAGUUCCUCAUGACAUUGAUGAGGAAGAGAAGGUAAUGACGCUUCAAGUUCAUAGUGAGAAGCUGGCAGUUGCAUUUGCAAUUAUGAAUUCUGCUCCUGGCACAACAAUCCAGGUUGUUAAGAGUCUUAGAAUCUGUGGUGACUGUCACUCUGUGCUUAAGUUGAUUUCCAAGAUAGUUCACCGAGAAAUUGUGGUUCGAGAUUCAAAGCGAUUUCAUCAUUUCCACAAUGGCUUGUGUUCUUGUGGGGAUUAUUUGUGAUAUUUAUGAGAUUGAAAAGAAUGUUAAGAAUAUUACAUGCAGGCAAAUGCCCAUUUUUACUUGAUCAAGGGGCCUUGAAAAGAUAUUGUUGAAUGAUAGCAGGCACGUUUCUACCAGAAGUCUUGGAUAGUGAUUACAUAUUUGAAGACCCAUCCAGGUGCACCCCAGUGAUCAAAGAAUGGGCCUGGGAGAAGCUGUAGACCCUGACAUCUUGGGUUCACCUCACUAUAUUUUCCAUCACAUUACCUUAUACAUAGUCCUACCAUGUAAGGUUGUAUAUACGAGGUUUACUUCAUAGUAUUUGCAAUUUUUGAUCUUGCUGUAAUUAAGGAAGAGGUGCGGAGUUAAAUUGGAUUCCGGGUUCUUCUGUGGCUGAAUCUGAAGUCAAACUUGACAAUGUGGAAACUUGGGACCCUACCGCCCGUGCUUCGAUUGCAUUUAAGGGCAUGUUUUCCCAUUGAUCCAUCUGGCACAUGCAUGGCUUGGGCUAUCAGAAUAGCACCAACAUGGGGAGUGUGAAACAAUCUGCGGUUGUCCACUGCAAUGGGCUGUCAAACCAUGAUUGUAGAUUCGCUUUGAGCAUCUCCAACCAUAUUGGACCAAGUAUGUCAACUACUCCUAUGAUGUUUACCAGGAAUUUCCAUUUGCCACAUCUUGGAAUCGUAGUUUAAUCAUCUAGAGGAGCUAUGGACAAGAGGCGUAGGGCGGGAAAAGAUACUUGUGUUACAGGUACAAGUCUUUUGAGACUUGUCACUUGUGGCUUGAAAUUCUUUUCCGCAUUUAUUUGGGAGACAAUCAGAAAAUUGGCUGAAAAGGCCAACCUUUCAAUGCUAAGAUUUGCUCUCAUUGCAGAAGAGGAACAGAGUCACUGGCACAGCAUGAGAUUCAUUCUUCCAUUCUGUAACAUCGCAAUCCGACCUUUAUUUUUUGGUUAAGAAAAGGAAUGUAAAAAUGUGUAUACAUUGCAAAAGCUCAUUCUUGCCCUAUUGUAUUGAUUAUAUCAUUCAAAAGAAGCAAUUGCAUAAGCUCUUUAUUCUGUAAAA
Carya illinoinensis is the source of this 3065-nucleotide messenger RNA. RefSeq names its product pentatricopeptide repeat-containing protein At3g26782, mitochondrial-like. Gene Ontology annotation, biological process: RNA modification. The record is from RefSeq and is a predicted model, not a curated record. Gene Ontology annotation, molecular function: RNA binding; zinc ion binding; protein binding. NCBI's taxonomy places the organism in Eukaryota, Viridiplantae, Streptophyta, Magnoliopsida, Fagales, Juglandaceae.